AUGUCCUGCCUCUGGAUGUUGGCGGCUGUUCUGCUCUCCCAGUACCUAGUCUCCUCCAUUUCUCUGGCCUUCACUGCCCGCGAAUCAAUCUCACGGCAACUAUGCAUAUUUUUCCUCCACGUCUUGGCAGUUCUUGAAAUUCACUGCUUGUCCUUUUUGCCGGGAUCAGAAUUACUGCGAGGAGUCUUUGCAUUCUUCUGCAUCGUCAAACUUCUCCAUUUCAUCAGCCUCUUCCUUGUCCUCCAGGUGGAAAUCCACCAAUUAGUCCAAACAGCAUCCAGCUCCUUCUUCACUCGCCUUUGUGCGGGCCUGAACUGCGUGAGUAGUACUCGUGGAAUUGGGACGCCGUGGGAGGUGAAAACCUGGCCACGUCGCCGAGAACCUCCCAAGGGCCAAUAUAUCGCAAAAGCCAUAGUUGUUCUGAGUUGGCAGUAUUUGGCACUUGACCUCCUGAAUUUCGGAGCAUUGAAGUACUUUCACCGCAAUUGGCCCAACACCUUAGCGGCAGGGGCGGAGUUUCUUAGCCCUGGAUCAACGAAGGAGCAGUUGAUGGCCCGGAUUCCGCUCUCCUGUAUUUUAGUGGCCAACCUGCGCUUGCUGUUUGCUAUGAUCUACGGACUUCUUGCCACGAUUUCUGUUCUGUUGAAUCUUAACUCUCCCAAAGACUGGCCACCGCUAUUUGGUAGCAUGCGACAUCUCCGAACGUUCAGCAUCCGAAGAUUCUGGGGGUAA
Messenger RNA from Penicillium canescens, 732 nucleotides. RefSeq lists its product as uncharacterized. The transcript has a single exon. Lineage: Eukaryota; Fungi; Ascomycota; Eurotiomycetes; Eurotiales; Aspergillaceae. The record is from RefSeq and is a predicted model, not a curated record. Bases 1 to 732 code for a protein of 243 amino acids.